Molecule: messenger RNA, 387 nt
Organism: Adineta steineri
Lineage: Eukaryota; Metazoa; Rotifera; Eurotatoria; Adinetida; Adinetidae
Source: the annotation of a GenBank genome assembly
AUGGGUAUGUUUGAAAUUCGUGUUACAGAUUACAAUGGUAUCGAUGUAAUACGCGCUGAUAACUCUGGACGUGGUGUUUUUGACAUAUUCUCUUCAAUAAACGGCAGAUACAUUGGCACUAUAGACCGCCACCAGGGCACAGUCACUGCAAAGGGUAAUUCAUACGUUGCGACUGAUAUUAAAAGUGGAUGGGGGGUGAAAGAAUUCACGAUCGUGCGCAACGGCAGUCAUCCUGUUAUUUAUAAAACACUUGGACAUGUAGCUGUCGAUCAACGCGAAUAUCAACCAUUGGCGUUGUUGAUUUAUACGAUGGAAGAGCAUUGGCACUUUGCGCCUUCAGGUCCAUCUUAUUCUGGUCCGAAUUUCAUUGGUGGUGGCUAUAAUUGA